This is a messenger RNA of Paramecium tetraurelia, 426 nucleotides long. RefSeq lists its product as uncharacterized. Lineage: Eukaryota; Ciliophora; Oligohymenophorea; Peniculida; Parameciidae. The transcript has a single exon. The record is from RefSeq and is a predicted model, not a curated record.
AUGUUCAUUAUUGCAUAUGCUCUUUAACUCAAUAUCUAUUUAGGCAAAAUUUAAGAUCCACUCAUCCUCCCCAAUCACACUGGCAUGCUCGUUGACAUAUUUUAAGAUGUCAUCGACUCCUUUAAAACUCGCAGAAAUGAACAAGUAGAUUUGCUCUAUGUGGAUCAACCUGAUUAAGCCAAUAUAACUUUUAACUUUAUAAGAAAUUAUAAUUAAGAAAAGAGCAUUGUUCUCACUUAAGACGCAAUUCAAUUGGACUACUCCCAAUAUGAUGUAUUUCCUAUGAGUUAUGCAAGCAGUUGUCAAAACCAAUACUUACAGAAAAUUAUAUUUUUAUUUAUCCCAGUCUUGUCGUUACACUUUUCUCUAGGAUUGUAUGGGAACUCUUUUUCAAUUACAUCAUCAUUAUUUUCCCUUGGAUUAUGA